This is a messenger RNA of Oryzias latipes (Japanese medaka), 3356 nucleotides long. It is a transcript of the gene nfkb2, whose product is annotated as nuclear factor of kappa light polypeptide gene enhancer in B-cells 2 (p49/p100). Gene Ontology annotation, molecular function: DNA-binding transcription factor activity, RNA polymerase II-specific; protein binding; RNA polymerase II cis-regulatory region sequence-specific DNA binding. The record is from RefSeq and is a predicted model, not a curated record. Lineage: Eukaryota; Metazoa; Chordata; Actinopteri; Beloniformes; Adrianichthyidae. Gene Ontology annotation, biological process: signal transduction; regulation of DNA-templated transcription. Gene Ontology annotation, cellular component: cytoplasm.
UUCCGCCAUUUGACGCUCGACAAAGUUCGGACUUUCUCGGGGAAACAGAGGUUUACAGACCUAAAGUCCGGCGUUCGUUGCCGGUAAACUCAUCGGGACGCCCCGCGGAGGGACAUUGGAGAGUACUUCACAAGUUAAUGCUGAACUUAAAGCUUUCGGUCGAUGCUUCGCUCAGGAUGACUUUGAACUUCUUUUAAGAGCGGAACACGUCGAGAAAAUUCCCUGGAGGGGGAAGUUUGUUAUUGUCAUCCUUCACCUGCGGAGCCUCCAUCACGUUUCUUAUCAUCAAGGUUUCUGCUGAAUCAUGGCCAGUGCUCUGAGGAUGAGCGAAGCUUCCUUCAUCAACUACGACAACGAGCUGCAGCUCAACCUGAUGCCUUAUGACUACAUUCCCCCAGUGGACAUAAAGACUGAACCCUACAUACCUGAGACAGUUCACGGUCCGUACAUCCAGAUCAUCGAAGAGCCCAAACAGAGGGGCUUUCGUUUCCGCUAUGAGUGUGAGGGUCCGUCACACGGCGGGCUGCCAGGGGCCUCUAGCGAGAAAAACAGAAGGACCUACCCGACAGUGAAGAUUAACAACUAUGUGGGUCAGGCCCGGGUGGAGGUGCAGCUCGUCACCCACACCGACCCCCCGCGAGUCCACGCCCACAGCCUGGUGGGGCGCAACUGCACCGAGAGCGGCACCUGUGUGCUGGACGUCGGCCCCAACGACCUCACUGCCUCGUUCAGUAAUUUGGGGAUCCUCCAUGUGACCAAGAAGGGCGUGGUCGAUGUUCUGACCCGAAGACUGAGGGAGGAAAGGAGGAGACAAACCGGAGGACACUGUCACCUGACAGAUGCUGAAGAGGCCUCCAUCCAGAAGGAGGUGAAGGAGCUGAGUAAGAGCAUGGACCUGAACAUUGUGCGGCUCAAGUUCACUGCCUACCUGCAGGACAGCAACGGAGGCUUCACACGCGCGCUCAAACCUGUGGUGUCCAACCCCAUUUAUGAUAGCAAGUCGCCCAAUGCCUCCAACCUGAAGAUCUCCAGGAUGGAUAAGACUUGUGGCUCUGUACUCGGAGGAGAUGAGAUCUUCCUGCUGUGUGAUAAAGUGCAGAAAGAUGACAUUGAGAUCCGCUUCUAUGAGGAGGACGAUGAGGGCGGCUGGGAGGCGUUCGGGGACUUCUCCCCCACCGACGUUCACAAACAGUAUGCCAUUGUGUUCAAGACGCCGCCGUAUCACAGCACUGAGAUCCAGCGGUCUGUCACCGUCUUCCUGCAGCUCCGGAGGAAGAAAGCCGGGGACAGCAGUGACCCCAAACAGUUUACCUACAUACCACAAGUCCAAGACAAAGAAGAGGUUCUGAGGAAGAAGCAGAAGCCACUGCCUCACUAUGAGUCCUGGAGAGGAGGGGGAAGAGGGGGAGGCGCUGGGGGAUUUGGGGGAGGAGCCAGUGGAGGAGCUGGAGGAUUUCAAUUCCACCAGCAGAUGAACGGAGGAGGAGGCGGAACUUUUUACUCAGAAGGGUUCACAGGCUUUACUGGAGCAGCUCAGAUGUCAGGCUCCGCCCCCCAGCAGAGCGACAGACCAGCAGGCUCACCACUGCAGCAACAGCUGCUACAAAUUGCUGCCACGCUCAACAACCGUGUGUCUCAAAGCGCCCGGCAGACCGCCGCUGCCCUGCUGCAGUACUGCCGCACUGGGGACACUCGCGCUCUUCUCGCCAUCCAGACACACCUGUGCAGCGUCCAGGACACCAAUGGAGACACGCCGCUGCACCUGUCCAUCAUCCACCUGCAGACAGGUGUGACACAGCAGCUCAUCCACACUCUGCUCAGCAGCCGGCAGCAGCGGAUCCUGAACACCACCAAUCACCUCCAGCAGACUCCCCUUCACCUGGCGGUGAUCACCCGUCAACCAAAGGUGGUGGAGGCGCUGCUGAGGGCGGGGGCUGACCCCACCCUUCCAGACAAAGACGGUCGGAGCCCUCUCCACCUGGCAGCACUGGCAGGCGACAGCUCAUUGCUCCGCCUCCUGCUGUCUCACAUGGGAGAACGCCACAGCCACCUGGUGAACACGCCUGACUACCAUGGUCUUCAGCCGCUGCACCUCGCUGUGAGGAGGGACGGCGAGCGCUGCCUGCGUCUGCUGAUUGAGGGCGGAGCUAAAAUUAAUGCCCCAGAGCAGAAGAGUGGGAACACGGCACUCCACCUGGCUGUGAGAGAAAACCUGUUCAAGGUUGCCUGCACGCUUAUCACAGAGCUAAAGGCGGACACCAAUGCCUGCACGUUUGGAGGAAACACGCCGCUGCACCUGGCCGCCAGCCUGGGCUCCCCCACGCUCUGCUCUAUGCUGAUCGCAGCAGGCGCAGACAAGAACAUCCAGAACGACGAGCCACUCUCCUGCAGCUCCUCGUCAGAUGAAGAAGUGGACGAGAGCGAACUAACCAGGGAGGAGCUCGCGGAACGAGCCGCUUCUCAGCCAAUCAACACUCGCAAGAGACGGGCAGGACACACCCCUCUGGACCUCGCCACUUGCCACAAGGUGAGGAACCUGCUGCAAAGCGGCCAGAGUCCCACAGCAAGUCGCCACAGCAACAAGAAGAUCAAAGCCAACAGCGGUGAAGGCGCCGAGGGGUCGGGGCUGAACGAGGACACGCUGGCCCAGCUGGUGGAGGUGCUGAGCGUCAGCGACAUUCCCUGGAUAAAGCUGGCGGAGAAGCUGGGCAUGAUGACCCUGACUCACCUGUACCAGGAUAGCCCCACCCCCUGCCACCACCUGCUGCAGCACUACAAGCUGGGUGGGGGCGCCGUGGACGAUUUGGUAAAAGCUCUUCAGUCUCUCGGUCUGACAGAAGGAAUCCGCCUGCUGAGGAACGCAGAGCUGCAGGAGGAUAAGCACAGCACAGACGCCACUGUUGACAGCGGCUUCAGCAGCCAGCCAAUGGAGGAGGAGGAGCAACAGCCUGCAGCCAAUCACUGAUGCAGCAAACAGUCCCACUGUCCUUCCUUUGUCAGGAGGGGGCGGGAGCUGCAUUUCAGACCCACAGAAACUUUGGCUUCUGCUGCCUUUAAAGUCUGGGUAAAAGAAGAACUUGUCCAUAUUUUCCAGACAAAUUGUCAAACAGAACGAGGAUUUCAACAUUUAACUCUUGUUUUCACUAAUUUAUAUCACAGGUUUUCUCUUUUCUGUAUUUAAUGUUUUUCUGUUGUGUUACCGAGAAGUUUGGAGAUUAGCGAUCUGCCGCUUCGCUCUGGAAACUGGAAUUACCCGUUUUCUGUCGGGUUUUAAAUGCAUCUGCAGUCAUAGACGUUAUCGAAGAGAAACAGUUUUAUGUAAAAAAAAAUAAAGUGAAAUCUUCAUUCUCCAACGA